AUGUUCCAAGCCCAGUCAAAGCACAAGCCCUCGAGGGCCACUCCCGGGGUGCCCCGCGGGGGCCGUGGUGCCGGUGCUGGGGACACCGAGCCCCCGCAGGCCCUCGGGAAGGCCCCUCCGCAAGCCGCCGAGAGGGAGCUCCGUCCGGGGCUGGCCCCUGAACCGAAAGGUGUAGGAAGGCCGAGCCGCUCAGCCUCGGCCGCUGGCGCCAGGCCUGAGACUCCGCCGGACGCCGAGCCUCCCGGGCCUCCCGCUGCGGACGACGGCCGUGGGCCGCUGGGCCGCUACAGCCGCGUUCCACCGCCGGGCAGGAGCCCGGCCCGGCCCGCUGCGAGCCUGCCCCCAGCCCAUUUAUCGCCUCCGCUGGCAGCCCAGCGGCAGCAGGCCCGGGGUGCGGGGUCCCGCAAGCGGCUUCCCAGCUGCCCGCAGCGCCAGCUCCCUCCUGCCUCCUGCCUGCACCCCUGUGUGCCCCGCCAGCUGCUUGGAGGCCAGGUUCUAGAACGUGGGGUGGGGUCUGGGCGGGGUUUGAGGAGGAGCUGCCGGACACUCUGGAUGGCCUUUGAGCGCUCAGUAACAGAAGCCAGAGGAGGGGGUAGGGCGCUUGAAUUGCAAGGGUGCAAGAUCAAGGCUCUGCGGGCUAAGACGAAUACCUACAUCAAGACGCCAGUACGAGGGGAGGAGCCGGUCUUCAUCGUGACCGGCCGGAAGGAGGACGUGGAGAUGGCCAAACGCGAGAUCCUGUCCGCCGCCGAGCACUUCUCCGUGAUCCGCGCCACGCGCAGCAAGGCCGGCGGGCUGCCGGGCGCCGCGCAGGGCCCGCCCCACCUGCCGGGACAGACCACCAUCCAGGUGCGCGUGCCCUACCGCGUGGUGGGGCUGGUGGUGGGGCCCAAGGGCGCCACCAUCAAGCGCAUCCAGCAGCGGACGCACACCUACAUCGUGACGCCCGGGCGCGACAAGGAGCCUGUGUUCGCGGUGACGGGCAUGCCCGAGAACGUGGACCGAGCGCGCGAAGAGAUCGAGGCGCACAUCACGCUGCGAACCGGCGCCUUCACCGACGCGGGCCCCGACAGUGACUUCCAUGCCAACGGCACCGACGUGUGUCUGGACCUGCUCGGGACGGCCGCCGGCCUCUGGGCCAAGGCCCCCAACCCCGGGCGGAGGCCUCCGGCGCCCACAGCUGGUCUCCGCGGGGACACGGCCCUGGGGGCCCCCGAGGUCUUCUAUGCGGGGGCCCGCGGGGGGCCGUGCCCCCCGCCGGACUCAGGCCCCUCCGAGGGCGCCCGCAAGCCCCCCGCGGCCCCGCGCCCGGCCGCCCCUGCCCUGGCGCGCGAGUGCGUGGUGUGCGCCGAGGGCGAGGUCAUGGCCGCGCUCGUGCCCUGCGGCCACAACCUCUUCUGCAUGGACUGCGCCGUCCGCAUCUGCGGCAAGAGCGAGCCCGAGUGCCCGGCCUGCCGCACGCCCGCCACCCAGGCCAUUCGCGUGGAGACGGCCGCCCCGCGGCACCUCGGUUCUUAACCAGUAAUCAGUAUUGAGUCGACAGUUAAAAUAAACCAGAGAGAAACGGUCUGCUAGCACUUUUUAUUUAAGACUCCCUGCCCCCCAGGUGAUCUUUUUACGAAAAAAAAAAGAAAUAUAUAUAUCCGAUUUUUACAACUCUCGGUUUUCCUCUGGGACUUGGCGGAUUUCCGACAGGACAGUGCUGGCCUGGGGGGCCGCCUCGGCCUCCGCUCAGUCCCCGGGCGGCGUAGGCGGCGGCGGCGUCUUCCCUCCCUGUGGGGCUCACCAGUUACCCUUUUGUAUGUCCACGGGGACAGGCUGGAGGGGUGGGGGGCGGGGCGGGGCCCAACCAGGAAUUUCUAACUUUGUGUUUUUAAUUAUUAAUCCCCUUCUGCUGUGGUUUCUGUUGUCAGUUUUUAAAUUUUUUUAAAUUGUGUUUUUUUUAAGCUUUUACUUUUUACCUCUUGUGUAUAUGUAGGGAAUUUAUAGGGAAAUAUGUACUUUAUGGAAUAAAUUUUAAGAACUAAAAUAUAUUUUAUUUUAAAUAAAGUAACGGACCUUUAAUCUUACACAGCUAAAUUACUGAUUAUAUAUUUGCUGAGCUGACUUAAGGGUUCAGAAAAUUGUAUCAAGAGUUUUAUUUUUUGACUUUAAAGCCUUCUUAAUAAAGUCUUUUUGCUACAUGUGA
Suricata suricatta (meerkat) is the source of this 2188-nucleotide messenger RNA. RefSeq names its product mex-3 RNA binding family member D (gene MEX3D). Bases 1 to 1518 code for a protein of 505 amino acids. The transcript is spliced from 8 exons. NCBI's taxonomy places the organism in Eukaryota, Metazoa, Chordata, Mammalia, Carnivora, Herpestidae. The record is from RefSeq and is a predicted model, not a curated record. Gene Ontology annotation, molecular function: RNA binding.